AACCAUAGAUAUCAUGUUUGUGUACUUGUAUUUGGUGUUGUAUAUUGAAUUAAAAACUAUAUUUCUUUAGGAAUCGGGAAUCCAAGUUUUCUUGAAAUAAAACUGCAACUUUCAUCAAUCGUCUUUGAAUUUGAGUACGGAAUAAUCGGAAAAUACCAAUGAUCAAUUAAUUUAUACUCGUAAAGUGUUCUCUGGAAAUUAUAGAAAUGGAGUUGGGAGAUCGAGUUUAUGCCGCCGAAAAAAUUAUGAAAAAAAGAGUCCGAAAGGGUGUCACUGAGUAUUAUGUUAAAUGGAAAGGAUGGAGCCAACGACACAAUACCUGGGAGCCAGAAGUGAACAUUCUUGAUCUUCGUUUGAUAGAUUUAUAUGAAAGGGGUUUAAGAAAUGAUCCUCAUAAACGAGGUCCGAAGAAGAAAGAGAAAAAUAUAGAAAAAUUAAAGAAGGUAGAAACAGAAGAUGAGGACCGCGCAAGUGGCGAAGAAAGUCAAGACGAGGGUUCUUCCUUGCCUCCAAUUUCAAUAGCAUCAAAACCUGAAGAUGAAGAAAUUCCUCAAAGUUCCGAAGAUAGUCCUAAAGAAGAUGAUCUUGAAGUUAAUGAAAAUAGUUCUAGCAGUGAAGAUCGACCUAUUUUGGAAAGGUUAGAAAUUGCAGGAACCAAAAGGAAAGCCGAAGUUUUAUCAAAAGAGAGUGGAAAGAUAGGGGUUACUAUUACAACUAGUAGCCCUACAAGUCCCUUACCUCCACCAUCCAAAACUCCGAAAUUAACAAUAGAGAAAUCAGUCAGUAUUCCAAUUCGAACGUCCAAUCAGAGACAAUCUAAAUCUGAAGAAGAAUCAUCAGCAUCCUCAAUACCACCAAGUACAAGUCCCGCAGUGCUUCCAGCUACUGCUCCUCGUUCGAGUACUGAUAAAAGGCCAAGCCCUGUUGAUCCGGCUUUGCCCCAUUCGGCCCAAAAAGAGCCAGCUUCUCCAAAACCAGUUGCGUCUAGAACCGACGACAAAACCUCAGAUGAUAAAAAAGAGGAGGGUGCGGAGAAAAUAGAAACCAACAAACAGAAAUUAAACGGCCAUAAUAAUAAUAAUAACGUCUCGAUGCCAGAUUCUCAACUCUUAACGAUUCCAGACUCAGGUUAUUGGUUGUCGAGAAAUCCAGUUGCCGAUCAAGUAUUCAUUACAGAUGUAACGGUAAAUCUUAAAACUGUUACCAUAAGAGAAUGCAAAACGGAAAAAGGUUUCUUCAAGGAAAGGGACGAUCAUUCUAGCGAUAUAGUCUGAUUUCUCAAAAAAUUAGGAUAGAUGUUUUAAUUUAAUUUGAAUAUUUUGGGCUGGGAGCUCUUAGUAUUGUUUGAUUUUCUUAAUUUCGGUCCUUUUCACUUGUACAGUAAUUUCUCGCACUUUUUCAUCGGUGAAAUACUGGGAGCUCCCUUUACAAGUAUUCCACAGGGUAGCUCAUUUUGAGCAGUUUUAUGUGUUAAGAUCUGACAGUUUGAAGUUAUGUAUGAAUUGGUGCUAAUUUAGAUGAAUUCUUGAAAAUGUAAUAAUAUAGCAAUCUCUGGAUCGGUUUAUAAGAAGCUUCUUGUAGAACCAUAUGCUGUUUGUGAAAUUUUCAACUUUUUCCAGCUCCUUUACGAAGUAGUGAACAAUACAAAAUGUGUGUUACCCAUCUGUGUAGGUCAGAUUUGAAAAUCUAUAUUUUUACAUCCAAGAAGCUUGAAAAAAUGUUAUAAAAAAAAAAAUUGUAGCAAUAAGAAUUUAUAAAAUCCUGUAAUUUUACGCAAGACGUAACAUAUUUCGUAAUUUUUAUUUAUUAUUUCCAAAUUAUUUACUGAGCGAUUUCAUUCCAAUAGUAUUGUUGUAAAUAAUUAAGUUAUUCGACACUAUAAUUCUAUUUAUUUUAAUUGAUCUUAAGUUAUUCGUAAGUUUUAUUUAGUGAUUGGAAUUUUUUAUUCUUUAAUUUUGUCCAUGAAACGAUUGGAAAUUUCAAGGAUAUAGUCAGUUUUUAUUGUGAUGGAUUGUUUUUUGAUGUUGGCAGUUAAGUCGAAUGAUACGAAAAGUUUUAAAAAUGUUUUAUCAGUGAUUUUCAAUUUUGAUAAGUACUAACAGUUUUCAUGUUUCAAUGUAAAUAAUUGUAAUAUAUUAGGCUGUAAGUUUUGUUUCAGCUAGUAUAAGUUAUUUUUGAAAUAAAAUUUUAAAAUUCCA
Harmonia axyridis is the source of this 2198-nucleotide messenger RNA. RefSeq names its product polycomb group protein Pc (gene Pc). Bases 207 to 1274 code for a protein of 355 amino acids. The transcript is spliced from 3 exons. The record is from RefSeq and is a predicted model, not a curated record. NCBI's taxonomy places the organism in Eukaryota, Metazoa, Arthropoda, Insecta, Coleoptera, Coccinellidae.